CUCAUAUCUCAUUUCCAAUUCAAUUCUCAAUCUAGGCUUUUUGUAAACAUGGAAUGCAGGACUCUAGAGAUCACUCUAAUCUUCGCCAAGGACCUCGAGGAUGUCCAUGUUGACUCCAAGAUGGACGUUGGCGCUGUCGUCAUCAUCAACGACGAACCACAAACCAAGCAGAAGAUCCCCGUCGACAAGGACUGCGGUUCCAACCCCAAGUGGAAUUACACCAUGACAUUCACCGCGGAAGAAGCCGCCGCUAACCGGAAACGCCUUGAGCUUGUGAUCUGUCUCGUGUCAGAUCGUCUCUUUGGCGAUAUAGUUGCGGGCGAGGUGUUGGUGCCUAUCAAUGGAUUUCUUGAUUGCGAAGAGAAUGUUCCCGUUUACGGCGUCAGGUUGCCCAAAGGAAUGGUGAAAGGUACACUGAAUUUGUGUUGCAAAAUUGGGGAGAAAUUCAGUGUUCCUGUUGCUGCGCCAACGCAAGAGACGGAGAAGGCGAAGUCCGCGGAAACGCUUGUGAUGCGAUAUCUUCCUGUCGGAUACAGCGCAGGAUACCCACCUCAGCUUUCCUCCGCGUACGCCUACAAUUCGCCGCCACAGGGUGCGUACCCACUGCCGCCACCACACUGGUACGGUGGGCAUCCACAGCCACAGGGUGCGUACCCACCGUCGCCACCACACUGGUACGGUGGGUAUCCUCCGCCACAGGGUGCGUACCCACCGCCGCCACCACACUGGUACGGUGGGUAUCCUCCGCCACAGGGUGCGUACCCACCGCCGUUACCACACUGGUACGGUGGGUAUCCGCCUCCUCCUGCACAGGGUUACGGUUAUACCGGGCACCUGCCUUAUGGUGGGCAUGGGAACAUGCCGGUCCAAUAUCCAACGGGCGGGUUAGGACAAGUGCCGGCGGGCGGAUUGUUGGGCAGUUUGUUCCUGGUCAAUAUGGGAUGUGAUGCUUUUGCCAGUUUAACGGAUGGGCUAGGCGAUUUGUUGAAUUUGUAAGAAGGUUUUUUUUUUUUUUUGCAUUUUUAAUCCUUUAUUUUAUUGUGAAUUUUUCUUACAUUCCUCACCUCUUUUCACAACCACCUAUAUCGCUUUUCCAAUUCUGUCGCUCAUUAUCUCAGUGAUCUGCCACAGAUUCAGUGGUAAAAACCUCAAAAAGAACAGUUCAUGUAGAUUUCCAUACAAUAAUGCAGUCUGAUAGAA
Messenger RNA from Rubroshorea leprosula, 1200 nucleotides. Lineage: Eukaryota; Viridiplantae; Streptophyta; Magnoliopsida; Malvales; Dipterocarpaceae. The record is from the annotation of a GenBank genome assembly.